This is a messenger RNA of Limulus polyphemus (Atlantic horseshoe crab), 1592 nucleotides long. RefSeq names its product elongation factor 1-gamma-like (gene eEF1gamma). The transcript is spliced from 10 exons. Gene Ontology annotation, molecular function: translation elongation factor activity. Gene Ontology annotation, cellular component: cytoplasm; nucleus. The record is from RefSeq and is a predicted model, not a curated record. The coding region runs from base 67 to 1398 and encodes 443 amino acids. Gene Ontology annotation, biological process: translational elongation. Lineage: Eukaryota; Metazoa; Arthropoda; Merostomata; Xiphosura; Limulidae.
UAAAUAUUACCAAUAUGUGUGGCAUGAUGGGAUAGAAUUAUCGAGCAAAACUUGGUUUUUUCGGCGAUGUCAAUUCCUUUCGCAGUGGCAGACAUGGCGUCUGGUACCCUUUAUACAUAUGCUGGGAAUUUCAGAGCGUUUAAAGCCCUUAUUGCAGCAGAGUACAGUGGUGCACAAGUCAGAGUUGUGAAUGGCCCACCCGAAUUUGUUUUUGGAGAAACCAAUAAAUCGGAAGAAUUUCGAAAAAAGUUUCCGUUAGGAAAGGUUCCAGCAUUUGAAACAUCAGAUAACAAGUCCAUAUUUGAAAGCAAUGCUAUAGCUCACUAUAUUGGUAAUGAUCAGCUAAGGGGCGAAACUGCUUUGGACCAAGCUCUUGUUAUCCAGUGGAUAAGCUUUGCUGACCAUGAAAUCCUGCCAAGUGCCUGUACUUGGGUAUUUCCAUGUCUGGGUAUCAUGCAGUACAACAAACAGGCUACCGACCGUGCCAAGGAAGAUAUAACAAAUGCACUAAAUGUGCUGAAUAAUCACCUCCUUACAAGAACUUACCUUGUUGGAGAACGAAUCACUCAAGCUGAUAUUUCAGUUUGCUGUAAUCUUUUCUUUCUUUAUGAACAUGUUCUUGAUCCAGCUUUCCGCAAGUCCUUUGAGAAUGUCAACAGAUGGUUUACUACUUUGGUGAAUCAACCCCAGUUCAAAAAGGUCAUUGGAGAUUUUAAACUAUGUGAAAAGAUGGCUCAGUUCGAUGCAAAGAAAUUUUCCGAGUUCAUGGGUAAAGAAAGUAAAGGUGGAAAGAAAGAGAGCAAGCCACCCAAAGAAGGCAAGUCACUGAAGGAAGGCAAAAAAGAAAAAGAACCCCAAAAGAAAGAAGAAGUAGAAGAAUUAGAUGAAACUGAAAAAGCCCUGGCAGAAGAACAUAAGAAAAAAGAUCCUUUUGAUGAUUUUCCAAAAGGCACAUUCGGUAUGGAUGCUUUCAAGCGAGUAUAUUCCAACGAAGAUGAACAGAAGUCUAUAGCAUACUUCUGGGAGAACUUUGACAAGGAGAACUAUUCCAUUUGGUACAGUGAAUACAAGUAUCCUGAAGAACUGAGUCUCGUUUUCAUGAGCUGCAACCUUAUUUCUGGUAUGUUCCAAAGAUUGGAUAAAAUGAGGAAGAAUGCUUUUGGUAGUGUUUGUCUGUUUGGAGAAGACCAUAACAGCACCAUCUCUGGCAUCUGGAUUUGGAGAGGACACCAGUUGGCUUUUGAACUUUCCCCUGACUGGCGGGUUGACUAUGAAUCCUACACUUGGACCAAACUGGAUGCUGAUGCUGAAAACACCAAGAAACUAGUAAAUGAAUACCUUGCAUGGGAGGGAGAUUUUGGAGGCAAAAAGUUUAACCAGGGCAAGAUCUUCAAAUAAAUAGCACCUUCUUCAUAGAACUUACAAGCAUGAUGAAUGUCUCACUGAAGAACUAACCAGUUACAAGUGCUUCUUUCUUAAGCUUAUUAAAUUAAAACGUUCACAAGUGUCAAUUUAAGAAACUUGGUACUUUAUGUGAGAAUUCAUCUGUUAAGUAAAGAACUCGUGCUAAUAAAGAUUUGUUAAAGAAAAAA